Hemisphaericaspora subhashii is the source of this 393-nucleotide messenger RNA. Its product is annotated as 40S ribosomal protein uS8. The transcript has 2 exons. Bases 1 to 393 code for a protein of 130 amino acids. NCBI's taxonomy places the organism in Eukaryota, Fungi, Ascomycota, Pichiomycetes, Serinales, Debaryomycetaceae. The record is from RefSeq and is a predicted model, not a curated record. Gene Ontology annotation, biological process: translation. Gene Ontology annotation, molecular function: structural constituent of ribosome. Gene Ontology annotation, cellular component: ribosome; cytosolic small ribosomal subunit.
AUGACUAGAACUUCCGUCUUAGCUGAUGCUUUAAAUGCUAUUAAUAAUGCUGAAAAAACUGGUAAACGUCAAGUUUUGAUUAGACCAUCUUCUAAGGUCAUCAUUAAAUUUUUAACUGUUAUGCAAAAGCAUGGUUACAUUGGUGAAUUCGAAUACAUUGAUGAUCACAGAUCUGGUAAGAUUGUUGUUCAAUUGAAUGGUAGAUUAAACAAGUGUGGUGUUAUUUCUCCAAGAUUCAAUGUCAAAAUUAACGAUAUUGAAAGAUGGACUGAUAACUUAUUACCAGCUAGACAAUUCGGUUACGUUAUCUUAACUACUUCUGCUGGUAUUAUGGACCAUGAAGAAGCUAGAAGAAAGCACGUCUCUGGUAAAAUCUUAGGUUUCGUUUAUUAA